Messenger RNA from Cyanistes caeruleus (blue tit), 1681 nucleotides. The record is from RefSeq and is a predicted model, not a curated record. NCBI's taxonomy places the organism in Eukaryota, Metazoa, Chordata, Aves, Passeriformes, Paridae.
GAUGUGGCUGGCCAACCUCACGGGUGCCCACAUCGGCUUGGCCCCGAUCCCCCAGGACCCCGAGGAUCGCUGCAGCAUCUGGGAGAAUCUGGUGAGCCUGGUGGAUUUCCAGUGCCCGGGAUUUCCCCUGACCUCGGAGGAGCUCUGCCACUACAUCGACAUUCCCCGCGCUCCGUCCUCCGCCGCCCGCUCGGUGCCCGUGACCCUGCCCCAGGCCUGGAGCCCUCCGCUCCCGGAGGACAUCGACUACAAAACCAACCCGCACGUCAGGCCGCCCUACUCCUACGCCACCCUCAUCUGCAUGGCCAUGGAAGCCAGCGAGAAGCCCAAGCUCACCCUGGCAGACAUCUGCAAGUGGAUCAGGGACAACUUCAGCUAUUUCCGCCGUGCUCACCCCAGCUGGCAGAGCGCCAUCCGGCACAACCUGUGCAUCAACAAGCGCUUCGUCAAGGUGCCCCGCGAGAAGGGCGAGCCGGGCAGAGGCGCCUUCUGGAAGCUUCACCCCCAGUACUCCGAGUGGCUCAAGGACAGCACCUUCAAAGGGGGCAGAGCUCUUGCAGAGCACAUCCCACCAGCCUCGGGCAGAAGAGCCCAGCCAGGAGCGCAGAGCGUUCCCAGCCCGGCAGCCUCGGCCUGCAGCUCCCAGAACAGCCUGGAGGUCGGCACGGAGCUGCAGCAGCUGCUGCAGGAGUUUGAGGACUUUGAAAGCAGCCAGAAGCCGGAUCCCGUGGAGAACCAAGAGGCGCAGCAGAGCGAGCAGCCCUGGCCCACACCACCGGCUGAGGCCUCUCGUGUUCCCAGCUGUGAAUCGGAGAGCCAGGAGGAGCCGGGCGAGCUGACCGAGCUGAAGGGUUUCACCGACUGGGAAGCUCUGCUCGGCCCCUUCCUGGAGCCAGGAGACUUCUCUGCUCCCGAGCAGCUGCAGCUCUCACCUUCCAGCCAGCCCGGAACCUUCCCCCUGGGCUCACCCAGUGCAGAGGGGCAGCUCCUGGGCUGGCCCCAAGAGCAGCAGCAAAUCCUCCCCGAGCCCAGCUCCACCCAGCUGGGCUUGGAUGAAGCCCUGGCGGCCACGGCUUUCCUGGAGGCUGCCUGGAACGAGGAGAUCGAGGAGAUCCUCUCCAACAACAUUUCCGUGGAGCAGGGGGCUGAAAACAUCCAGGCCUCUUUGCCUGAUGGGGAUCUCAUAGAUUGGGACCCUCUGGCCCACUUAGAUCUAAUAGAGAUUUAAUAAUAAUAAUAAUAAUAGAGACAGGAGAUUAGAUUAGAUUAGAUUAGAUUAGAUUAGAUUAGAUUAGAUUAGAUUAGAUUAGAUUAGAUUAGAUUAGAUUAGAUUAGAUUUAGGAGGGGCUUUGGGGGUGGGUGUAGAUGGUUUUAUGGAUGAGGUUUCUUUUUGCUCUGUUCUGUUUUUUGCUUGGGGAAUGAUGUAGAUGGUAGAUGAUCGAUAGAUGAUCGAUAGGUGAUUUAUAGGUGGUUUAUAGAUGAUAGAUAGGUGAUUGAUAGAUGAUUGAUAGAUGAUAGGUGACUGAUAGAUUGAUAGAUUAUAGAUUAUAGGUGGUAGAUGAUAGAUGAGUGAUAAAUGAUAAAUUAUAAACGAUAGAUGAUUGAUAGAUGAUAGAUUUGAGAUGAUAGGUGAUAGGUGAUAGAUGAUUAAAUUAAAUUAGAUGAGAUCAGAUGAGAUGGA